Molecule: messenger RNA, 587 nt
Organism: Prunus avium (sweet cherry)
Lineage: Eukaryota; Viridiplantae; Streptophyta; Magnoliopsida; Rosales; Rosaceae
Source: RefSeq, a predicted model, not a curated record
UCUACGCUGCUAUUUGCAAGCAAGAGGGCAAACCCUUGAAGUUUCCCGGCAGCAAAGUGGCUUGGGAGUGUUAUGCGAUGGCCUCGGACGCUGACCUGAUAGCAGAGCAGCACAUAUGGGCGGCAGUGGACCCGAAUGCGGCAAACGAAGCGUUUAAUAUAAACAAUGGGGAUGUUUUCAAGUGGAAGCAGUUUUGGAAGGGGUUGGCGGAGCAGUUUGGGAUUGAGGAGCAUGGGUUUUAUGAGGAGGAGGAGGGUGAGGGGAGGUUGAGCUUGGUGGAGAUGAUGAAGGGGAAGGAGGGUGUGUGGGAGGAGAUUGUGAAGGAGAAUGAGCUGCAGCCUACGAAGCUGGUGGAGGUGGGGGUGUGGUGGUUUGCUGACUAUGUGUUGGGCGGGGAGGCUGUUUUGGACAGUAUGAAUAAGAGCAAGGAGCAUGGGUUUUUGGGGUUUAGGAACUCCUCCAAGUCUUUCAUUUCAUGGAUUGAGAAGAUGAAAUCUUACAAGAUUGUACCAUGAAGAAAUGUACGAUGAUCAUAUAUAUAUGCAUAUAUGUUUUCUUAAUGAAUUGAUAAGAGCUUGUAGAGAUAA